AGAACAAGAGCUCCAGCAGAGAAUUUCACUGUAGGUUGGCUCCACCUGGGAUUAACCAGGGUGAUUGUGACAAGGAUAAAGAUGAAUUCUGAAGAUUUUUCUGCAACAGAGACCAGCUCCUUGCACCUGAAAAGAGAACCACAAAGUCAUGCCGCUGGGACUUACUCUGCAACAUAUCAUGAAGGAUCCAUUCAAGUUCCUAUCCCAUGUGCUGUAGUAAACGUGGUCUUCAUUACCACUCUCAUCAUAGCUCUCGUUGCUCUAUCAGUGGGCCAGUACAACUGUCCAGGACAACAUGUGUCAUCAGCGCCACCAAACAUCCAUGUGUUUCCAUGCUCAGAUGAUUGGAUUGGACACAAGGGGAAAUGCUAUCUUAUUUCCAAGAAAACAAAGAACUGGACCUUGGCCCAAAACUCUUGCUCCAAACACGAUGCCACUCUUGCUGUCAUUGAUUCUAAAGAGGACAUGAGCUUUUUAAAACAAUAUGUGAGUAGAGCUGAACACUGGAUCGGGCUGAGAAAUGAAGCUGGCCAGACGUGGAAAUGGUCAAAUGGCCAAGAAUUUAACAACUGGUUCAACCUUACAGGGUCUGAGAACUGUGCAGUUCUGAACAGUGCAGAGGUCAGCAGCACAGAAUGUGACAAGAAUUUACACUGGAUAUGUAGCAAACCCUCCAAAUAAAGAGGAAUCAUAUUUGCUUGUAGACAUUUUAACAUGGAACUCUAGGAAAUGUGACAAGUGUGGGCAAAUGCUGUCAGAAGUUUCCCAUUAAGACUUUGUGAAAACAAACAAACAAACAAACAAACCUUUGUAUUAUUUGGGAAACUUUCUUCCACACAAGACUAGAAAAAAUGGAGAAAAAUUCCAGGCAUGUAUGCAUUACGGAGUACUCCUGCCAUGAUCUGAAAGUGUCACAGGUUGACUGAUAAAUCUUGUCCAAGGAUGAGAUAAAUGACUGCAAAGCUUUUGAGUGCACUUUAUAUUUUUUUGAUUCAGAGAUAAUAAAAUAACUAGGUUUAGAGUUAUUAUUUAUUGUUGAAUGACUACAAACAAUAUAUGCCCUUCAUGCAUUUGUACUGUAUGAAGGAAUUAGAUGGUGGUAUUAAAACUGAAUGUAAGCAAAGAAAAUUUUAACUGGUAGUGCAGAGAUUUAGUCUAAAUGCAUUUUACUAACUCCAAGGACAUUAGCAAAUGGACAAAUGUUUAUGAAAUGAAACUUUGUAAUAUUUCUCUCUUUUUAAAGAAGUUUGUCAUUUUCUUUCUUUCUUUCUUUUUUUUAUUUUGUCAUUUCUCCCACAAAGAAUGGGAUGGAUAGGUAUUUAUGUUAUUUUUUUCACUUCUUCACUGUAAGCCUGUCUUUUUCAAAGGUAUAUAAAGUAUUGCCUUAUAUACAGUCCCUCACAAAGAUAAGGACAAAAAGAAUAUGAGGAAUAUUUGUAAAACAGAUAAAAGUGUUGGAAAAUGUGCAAUAUGUGGUGUGGCAAAUCUCUAUCAGGAAGGUCUGUAUUGUUCAAAUCUGGAAUAAUAAUAGUUCUAUUGCUUAUCAAUUUGUGGCUUUCCUGACACAAUUAUAUCAUGUGCAAUACUUCAUGUGAAAUAUUUCCUAAGUGCAAUAAAGUGUGUUUAUUUGUUUGUCUUUGGUAUCCAGUGCAAUUAUAAGCUGCUUUUAUAUAUGUUAAAAUAAAAGUAAAAUAAGCAAAAUGGUUUCUAAGAA
Capra hircus (goat) is the source of this 1714-nucleotide messenger RNA. RefSeq names its product CD69 molecule (gene CD69). The record is from RefSeq and is a predicted model, not a curated record. Gene Ontology annotation, cellular component: external side of plasma membrane. Bases 82 to 681 code for a protein of 199 amino acids. The transcript is spliced from 5 exons. NCBI's taxonomy places the organism in Eukaryota, Metazoa, Chordata, Mammalia, Artiodactyla, Bovidae.